Molecule: messenger RNA, 507 nt
Organism: Thermothielavioides terrestris NRRL 8126
Lineage: Eukaryota; Fungi; Ascomycota; Sordariomycetes; Sordariales; Chaetomiaceae
Exons: 4
Coding region: 1-507 (168 amino acids)
Source: RefSeq, a predicted model, not a curated record
AUGGCGCUGCCUUACGAUGUCCAGACGUACCUGCUGGACAAAGAGAACAUCCGGGACACCGUCAUUCGCAUGAUGCUCGCCUUCGACGACCGAGCCACCUCGACGUUGAUCGACUCGGUGUACGCGCCCGAGAUCCUGGUCCACUACCCCCGCUUGCUGUUCGACUACCAGAAGAAGGUGUCCAGCGAGGAGUGGGCGAAGAUGCUUGAGCCCCUGCUCGACGAGUUCGACACCACGGAGCACAUUGUACAUAACCUCCUGAUCGAGCUCCCACAGCCGGGCAAACCGGGCACGCAGCGGCCCAACAGCUGCAAGGCGCGCGCCUAUGCCCAUGGGUUGUUCUACAAGUUUGAUGCUGAGGGGAGGCCGAGCGUGAUGGCCCGGCGGCAAGGGGGCGGGUAUGAGCUGGAACUGGUGAGAGUGAAGGAGAAAGAGGAGGCGGGGGAGAAUCCGUGGCGGAUAAGCGAGUUGAAGGCAUCGUUUCACUGGCAGGACAGGGGCAACUGA